UGUUUCGCCCGUAGCUCCCACUUCCUCGUAGCUCCCAGUUCUUAGAAUCGGUUUUAGUGAUAGCACACAUUAAUACAGUAUACAUUAGUAUCAUUAAAAAUCGAAAAUAUGCCCAACUUUAAUGGGGCUAUUAUAGUACACACGCUUCAGUUGCUGAACGCGCCGGCGACACUGCGCGAAAUCGUGGUGACCAUAGCUAAAAAUACCGAAUUGCCGCAGGAUGAGCUGAAAGUGCCUGUGAAACAAACCCUAGAGAUGGGCCAUCGUUUGGGAUUCCUCCAGAAGUUGGAUGGUCGUUAUUACAUGGUAAAUAUGACCUUCGACACUCUUAUUAAUGAGAUGCAUGCCCUGGACAAGGAAGAGAUCUUAGAGAAGCCUAAGAUAGUUAAAAACAAAAAAAAGUUAAUGCAGAAGAGUCCCUUAAUAUCGGGUAUGGAUAAAAAAGUCACUAGGAAGAUUGUCAAGUCCUCGGAGCCAAUUGGAAAUCCAAAACCCGCUGAAAAAUCUCGACUCCAGGGCACUUCCAGUUUAUCCACCAUCACAAAACAAUCUUCAUCUAUGCUAGCGAAGUCCAAGCGUUUCAAGUAGCCCUAUCACAAAAAAAGUAUCUCCUAAAAACCAACAAUCGCAGUAAACCCAUAUACCCAGAUCUUUUGACAGAGGACCUCCUCUUUGUGCUUAAGGACAAUGUGAAAAAAAUUGUCUGCUCUGUUAUAUAAAUAUUUGGCAGUAAUACGCAAAGUAUAAAAUUCUUUAUAAAAG
Drosophila takahashii is the source of this 762-nucleotide messenger RNA. RefSeq lists its product as uncharacterized. The record is from RefSeq and is a predicted model, not a curated record. Lineage: Eukaryota; Metazoa; Arthropoda; Insecta; Diptera; Drosophilidae.